Molecule: messenger RNA, 1737 nt
Organism: Lodderomyces jiufengensis
Lineage: Eukaryota; Fungi; Ascomycota; Pichiomycetes; Serinales; Debaryomycetaceae
Product: GPI-anchor transamidase subunit
Exons: 1
Coding region: 1-1737 (578 amino acids)
Biological process (GO): attachment of GPI anchor to protein
Cellular component (GO): GPI-anchor transamidase complex; membrane
Source: RefSeq, a predicted model, not a curated record
AUGGCAUUAGCAGAGAAAGUGCUAAGAAAGAUAAAUAAGUUAGGUUUAAUUCCCAAGGCUAGGAGACUUCUACCUAGAAUAUCUUUUGUUUUAGCGUUAUUUAGUAUUAUAUGGUUAAUUACAUUACCUCAAGAUGGAAAUUAUAGAAAUUGUUAUAUAUCAGAAAAUGCAUUAAUGCCAGCACAAGUAAACUCAUACUUUAGAGAAAGUGAAUGGAAUAUUGUGCGUGGAUACAGAGAUGAAAUACACAAAAUGGAAAAUGAAUCAAUUGAAACUAGAAAUAAACACCUAAAAGAAUGGUUAAUUGAUUUAGGAUUACAAGUUUCAAGUCAUAAAAAUGGAGUUGCAAAUGAUACAUUAUACGCGAUUAUGCAUGCUUCAAGAGGAGAAAAUACUGAGGCAAUGGCGUUGGUCGUACCUUGGAUCAAUUCUGAUAACGAAUAUAAUGAAGGAGCAAUGGCUUUGGGGAUAGCAUUAAUAAGAUAUUUUCAACGUAUUUCAGUUUGGUCAAAAAAUAUUAUAUUGGUGAUACCUCCAGAUGGUGAACAAAGUUUAAGGUCUUGGGUCAAUGCGUAUCAUACAAUUUUAGAUGAUACAGCAGGAUCAAUUGAAGCAGCAAUUGUUAUAGAAUAUGGUAAACAAGGUGAUAAUUUUGAAUACUAUGAUAUGUUUUAUGAAGGAUUAAAUGGUCAACUACCAAAUUUAGAUUUAUUAAAUACUGCAAACUUGAUAAGUCUGCAUGAAGGUAUGAGUUGUCAUAUGCAAGGUAUUAGUGAUAGAGCUAUAAAUUAUGAGAAUAGAUUAAAAACUUUAUUCAAAGGUAUAUUGAAAUUAGCCUUGGCUGGCUCAAGGGAUGUUCAUGGACAUGAAGCAUUUUCAGGAUGGCAAAUACAAGCAUUUACAAUAAAAGCUAAGGGAACAAAAGGUCCAGAUAUUACUCAGUUUGGUAGAAUUGUUGAUUCUACAUUUAGAUCAGUUAACAACUUAUUAGAAAAAUUUCAUCAAUCGUUUUUCUUUUAUUUGAUGUUAAGUCCCAAACAUUUUGUUUCGAUCGGUACUUAUUUACCAAGUGCUGUUAUGUUAGCUGUAAGUUACGCUUUAAGUGCACUCAAUGUUAUUUUAAAUUCAGGUAUCGACAUCAAUGAAAUUCCACAAAAUAUUACAAAAUUAUUGACAACAGCUACUUUAAUUGAAUUAUUUUGUUUGGUUUUAGCUAUGGUGAUUCCACAAUUACCUGAUGAUACUAUUAAUAUAGUUCCAACAAUGGCACAGGGUAUAUUUGGUUUAUUCAUUGUCAGAUCUUCCAAAGCAUCAAAAACAACUAGUUUCACAUUAAUUGCAUUUGCUUUGUUAAUGAUUGCAUUGUUGAUAACUGCCUUAUUGAUCGUUCAUUUUGCAUUAGCUUUCACUAUUGGUAUAUUAGCACUUCCAUUAACAUUUAUUCCACUAGUAAUUGAAAAAAAUAGAAAAUUAGCUAUUCCAUGUUUAAUAGUAUCAAAUCCUUUCACCAUAGUUUUAAUAGCACAUUCAUACCCAGAGUUUGAUGAUAUAUUUUUACAAUUAGUUAGAGCUUGGACUGAAUUACAAUGUUGGACUUGGUUGGUUGUCAUACUAGGUUGGUUUUCUGCAUGGUUAAUGAUUGCAUAUGGUGCAGCAGGAAUAUAUAGUAGUCCACCAACACUUGAAACAAAACCAAAAGAUGUAAGAGAAACAAAAUUGGAAGAGUCAUCAAUUUAA